Penaeus monodon (black tiger shrimp) is the source of this 591-nucleotide messenger RNA. RefSeq names its product filamin-B-like. Gene Ontology annotation, molecular function: actin filament binding. The transcript has 4 exons. Lineage: Eukaryota; Metazoa; Arthropoda; Malacostraca; Decapoda; Penaeidae. The record is from RefSeq and is a predicted model, not a curated record. The coding region runs from base 1 to 591 and encodes 196 amino acids. Gene Ontology annotation, biological process: actin cytoskeleton organization.
AUGCCGGUGUUUGCAGAUCACUCUCAAAGCGAAGAUAAGAUAUCCAUAGCCUCGGAUAGCCGCUCACCUUGGAGCGUCGAGGUAAUGGAAGGCAGUGGGGCGCGGGUGGCGGUGCUGGGGGACACGAUCAAGCAUUUCCCUGCCGGCCAGCUGUCUGCCUUUGACAUUUCGGCCGCCAGUGUCUCCAAAGAGGAUAUUCAAGUUCAUAUUGUCAGUCCCGCAAAGCGCCCAGUGUCGUACCAGCUAACGGAAAGCGGCGAGGGCGUGUACCGCGUGGCCUUCGUGACGACGGAGGUGGGGUCGUACGUGGUGGACGUUGCGGUGGCAGGCCAGAAGGUCCAGGGCUCGCCCUUCAUUGCCAAAGCGUACGACGCAGGGCUCAUUAGGGUCUCUGACGUGCCCAACGGAGUGGUCGGUCAGCCAUGCCAGUUCAGAGUGGACGCCUCUCAGGCCGGUGAGGGGCAGUUGGAGAUCAGCAUCAACGACGGGGAGGUGCCGAACCACGUGCAAGUGCUGGGCGGGGGACGCUGCCUCGUCUCAUUCACGCCAGACACAGCCAAGUUGCAUACCAUAGAUAUUAAGGUUCGUUGA